Messenger RNA from Dovyalis caffra, 993 nucleotides. The record is from the annotation of a GenBank genome assembly. NCBI's taxonomy places the organism in Eukaryota, Viridiplantae, Streptophyta, Magnoliopsida, Malpighiales, Salicaceae.
AUGGCAUCAUCGAGCAACAUCAGCAACUACGACAUUCCAUGGGUAGAGAAAUACAGGCCUAACAAAGUCGCUGACAUCGUCGGUAACGAAGACGCCGUCUCUCGCCUCCAAGUCAUCGCUCGCGAUGGAAACAUGCCUAAUCUCAUAUUGGCUGGUCCUCCUGGAACUGGCAAAACCUCAAGUAUCCUGGCUCUUGCACAUGAGCUUCUUGGACCAAAUUCGAAGGAGGCUGUCUUAGAGCUGAAUGCAUCAGAUGACAGGGGUAUAGAUGUUGUGAGGAACAAAAUUAAGAUGUUUGCACAAAAGAAAGUGACACUGCUUCCUGGACAACACAAAAUUGUAAUUCUCGAUGAAGCUGAUAGCAUGACAUCUGGAGCACAACAAGCCUUGAGACGUACCAUGGAAAUUUAUUCAAAUUCCACUCGUUUUGCUCUUGCAUGCAACACGUCUUCUAAAAUUAUCGAGCCUAUUCAGAGUAGAUGUGCCAUUGUUCGAUUUUCAAGAUUAUCUGAUCAAGAGAUACUUGGUCGUCUCAUGGUGGUAGUUGGAGCAGAACAGGUCCCUUAUGUUCCUGAAGGUCUUGAAGCUAUUAUAUUUACUGCCGAUGGAGAUAUGAGGCAGGCCUUGAACAACUUGCAAGCUACAUACAGUGGAUUCCAAUUUGUCAAUCAGGAAAAUGUUUUCAAGGUCUGUGAUCAGCCUCAUCCAUUGCAUGUGAAGAAUAUGGUGCGCCAUGUGCUUAAGGGUGAAUUUGAUGAAGCUUGUUCUGGUCUGAAGGUUCUUUAUGAUUUGGGUUAUUCCCCCACUGACAUAAUUACAACCCUUUUCCGAAUCAUAAAGAAUUAUGAAAUGGCUGAAUAUCUAAAAUUGGAGUUCAUGAAGGAAACUGGGUUUGCCCAUAUGAGAAUCUGUGAUGGUGUUGGUUCGUAUCUUCAGCUAUGUGGCCUGUUGGCCAAGUUUGCAUUAGUUCGUGACACAGCUAGAGCGGCAUAA